Molecule: messenger RNA, 2352 nt
Organism: Lithohypha guttulata
Lineage: Eukaryota; Fungi; Ascomycota; Eurotiomycetes; Chaetothyriales; Trichomeriaceae
Gene: ERB1
Product: Ribosome biogenesis protein erb1
Exons: 1
Coding region: 1-2352 (783 amino acids)
Biological process (GO): ribosome biogenesis; maturation of LSU-rRNA from tricistronic rRNA transcript (SSU-rRNA, 5.8S rRNA, LSU-rRNA)
Cellular component (GO): PeBoW complex; preribosome, large subunit precursor
Molecular function (GO): protein binding; ribonucleoprotein complex binding
Source: RefSeq, a predicted model, not a curated record
AUGGAGAGAUCAAGUUCGAGGAAGCGGAAAGCGGUGACCAAAGAUGUGGAACAGGACGCUGCGGUAGCUUCAGGUGACGAGUUUGAGUUUGGACAGCUAGACGGCUCUCUUCGUGAUGGAGACAGCGACCUCGACAUUGGCGACAGUGAUAUGGAAUCGGUCGCAGGUUCUUCGGAUAUCACAGGCUCAGGGAGUCAGGAUGAUGGCGUGACAAGUUCCAUAGAAGAGGAAGGUGAAAAUGGUGGACUGGAGCGGAAAAGGAUCGAUAUUGCCAUCGACGACAGCCCGUUCGCAGCCGAUACACUCAAGGAUGAAGAUGAGCACACGGACUUCAAGGUGGUGAAGGAUGCGAACGGCAACGACAGGUUUAUCUAUCCUGAAAUCGAUCCAGGGGAUGAUUCAGAUUACUCUGUGCCUGACGACGAAGCUAACACUAUCGGCGAUAUUCCUCUCUCCUUCUACGAGUCUUUCCCUCACAUUGGCUACAACAUCAAUGGCAAGAAGAUUAUGCGUCCCGCGACCGGUCAAGCACUUGAUGCACUUCUCGACAGUAUAGACAUCCCGAAGGGUUAUACGGGCUUAACUGAUCCCAAUACUGGCAAGCCGCUGCAAUUGAGCAAAGAUGAGCUCGAACUCCUGCGAAAGAUCCAAACCAACGAAGCAACCGAGGCAGGCUAUAAUCCAUACGAACCGACCGUUGAAUGGUUCACGAGCCAAGUCGAGAUCAUGCCUCUCAAUGCUGCUCCUGAGCCCAAGCGACGAUUUGUUCCAUCGAAACAUGAGCAAAAGAGGGUCAUGAAAAUAGUCAAGGCAAUCCGAGAAGGUCGCAUUCAGCCGUAUAGAGCACCCGAGGACGAGGAAGUCGAAGAGGACGACAUGCCUAAUUACGACAUCUGGGCAAAUGAGAUACCUCGCGUCGAUCAUGCUAUGCACAUGCCAGCCCCGAAACUGCCUCCACCUGGCUUCGACGAGAGCUACCAUCCUCCGCCUGAGUAUCUGCCUGACGAGAAGGAGAAGAAAGAUUGGGAACAAGCAGAUGAAGAAGAUCGAGAAAAGGACUUUUUACCGACCGACCACACCGCGUUACGAAGAGUACCUGGCUAUGGUCGUUUCCUCAAGGAAAAGUUCGAACGAUGCCUGGAUCUCUAUCUCGCGCCCCGUGUGCGGCGUACCAAGUUGAAUAUCGACCCUGAAUCUCUAUUGCCGAAGUUACCCAAUCCAGACGAUCUGAGACCAUUCCCUAGCCACCAUUCGACCAUAUUCAGGGGCCAUGACGGUCGUGUCAGAUCCGUGUCUGUUGACCCAUCUGGGAGCUAUGUCGCUACUGGCGGUGAUGAUGGUACAGCUCGUGUAUGGUCUAUCGUGGAUGCACGCCAAGUGUGGUCUGUGAAGUUUGGCAAAGAUGAUCCUGUGAACGUCGUGAGAUGGAGAUCUGGCAAGGACCACCUCAUCCUUGCCAUUGCAGCUGGCGAUAACGUGUAUCUCGCCGCUCCUCAGAUUCCAGAAGGCCUUACAUCGGAAAUCGGCACCGCUAGUCAAGCUAUUCUGGAUGCAGGAUGGGGUCAUGCUGUCAAUGGCUCAUCGACAAAAUCUUCGGUCGCCUGGACGCGACCUACCACUACCCAUCAAGCAAAAGGAGUAUCUGUUUGCAUAUCGCUUAACCAUACCGCUAAAUCGAUUUCUUGGCAUCCUGCAGGCAAUCACUUAGUCGUUGUAUGCCCUUCUACCACUGUUCCAGCCUCUCAUGCAGUCAGCAUUCACACUCUGUCCAAACACCAAACUCAGCUUCCGUUUCGCAAGCGCGUAAAAGGUGGUGGUACACCGCAGACGGCACAUUUCCAUCCCACAAAACCAGUAUUGUUUGUGGCUAACCAGCGUGUCAUUCGUUCAUAUGAUCUUGCAAGACAGUCACUGCUGAAGAUUGUACAGCCAGGUGCUAGGUGGAUUUCCAGCUUUGCUCUGCACCCAACUUCGUCAACUAUCUCCGGCUCGGACAAUCUUAUUGUUGGAUCCUACGAUCGUCGUCUCCUGUGGAUGGACCUUGACCUCAGUCCUCACCCCUACAAGCAGUUACGGUACCACGACAAGGCUAUUCGCGCCGUAGGGUUCCAUCCCAACAUCAAUCGAUACCCACUGUUUGCUGAUGCGAGUGACGAUGGCAGUAUCCAGGUCUUCCAUGGCCUAGUCACAAGCGAUAUGAUGAGUAAUGCUACUAUAGUCCCAUUGAAAGUCCUAAAGGGGCACAAGGUUGGCAGCAGUGGUCUAGGCGUCAUGGAUUUGUGCUGGCAUCCGACAGAGCCAUGGUUGUUCAGUGCAGGGGCUGAUGGGACGGCAAGGUUAUGGACGAGUUGA